AUGGUGGGGAACACCACAUCUCCUGCUGUUGAUUCAGCCGAGAUAGACGAGAAUGGCAGAAUCACUUACUUGUUGUUCCGGGUCUUGUCGGGUCACAAAACAUGCGAGGCAACGACACUUGCUACAUGUCUUCCCCAGUGGCUUGGUGACAUCGAAGAGCAUAACCCAGUUCACCCUGAUAUCCCAGAGCUACUAACUCAUCUUCUGAUCCCAUUUGGUACAACCUCUAUUCCCAAAGACGUCGAGAAACUCUCAGUUCCCGAAUCUUUGGAUAGUAGUCAGAAGUGGAUGAUGAAACUCCGCAUCCUCAUGGAUAACAAAGCACAUGAAAGACUGCUGCAGAAGUUUGGAGCUAUGGAGGGCCAAGAGGGAUCAUUCGAAGGUCUCUCUGAGCAAGAGAACGCUCAAGAAGAUAGUAUAGAUGAUCAUCUCGUCGUUGACCCCAACCGGACCGUGCAAUUUGAUCGUGAUAUCCGGGAUGUGAUGACCCGGGGCGAUAAAGACGCAAUGAAAAGGUAUCCCGACGUCUUUUACGUGACCGGCUACGUUGCCUGGACGGUUCGAUCUCCUUACUGGAAUGUCGCCUUGGCCACCGAUGAUCACGGCAAUCGACUUCUCUCAGAUGAUGUCUUGGAUAGAGUCCUUCCGAAGUGGAGACAAAUUCUCACCGGGGAGACGAUCCCGACCCCGAAAUAUGGUGUUGUGGAUUCUUUUCGUUCGUGGCUGGCUAGUGAGGAGAAAAAGGCCAGUGAUCUCGGCAAGCCUUGGCCAAACACCCCUAUCAAGAAUGUCUCUUCAGCCUCAAGGCCGAAGCUCGUAAGCCCCAGGACCCCGGAACCCUAUUCUCGCCUUCGCAGCACGAAUGCAAGCCGUCUCUCUUCACUUGAGUCCACUUCGGAUGUUACCGACAGUGAGCAAACUGAAAUGCUCCGAGAGAUACUUGCAGAAGUCAGAGAAUUGAGGAACAUGAUCAGACAAAUUAUCGAAAGGAACGACGCGCUCGAGUCUACAGAAAAUCAAACGUAUGGGUCUUGGCAACAGGGCUACCCUCCCAUUCCUCAAGCAAUGCAACCAAACCAUCCCGUACCACAAGAGAGUCCAUUCGUCAAUGCUCAAUAUUAUGACCCGGAAUUUGAGUACGAUUGGCAACGCUGGAAUUAUGACCAAGACCCGACUACCAUGCCAGGCCCGGAAUAUGGUUCAGCUCGUGAUAUCUAA
Penicillium verrucosum is the source of this 1218-nucleotide messenger RNA. RefSeq lists its product as uncharacterized. Bases 1 to 1218 code for a protein of 405 amino acids. Lineage: Eukaryota; Fungi; Ascomycota; Eurotiomycetes; Eurotiales; Aspergillaceae. The transcript has 2 exons. The record is from RefSeq and is a predicted model, not a curated record.